UACAAUUUGCUCACCAGUCGACAUGAACCCAAUUCUGACUAUUGCUUUGGUCUGUCUUCUCGUUGACGCUUCCUCUGCAGAUGUGACUGGACAGGACGAAGAAAAAGACGACUUACCAGAAGCUCCUGAAGAUCUAAUACACACAUUCGUUAUAUUUGUCGAAGGACCAAGGAGCCCGAAAAAGGAUAUUUUCAACAGUGAAUCAGACUUCGAAAAGCUAUGGCCGAAAGGAAAAGAAAGGCUUACUGAGGUUGGCCAAGUGUUGAUGGGACGUGUGGGACGGAGCUUGAAGACCAGGUACAACAAAAAAAUCCCUGAAUUCAAUGAAAAGCGAUUUACAGCUACUUCGAACGAGAGAUUAGCGGCAAUAGACUCUGUGGAUCGAGUACUCAAAAGCAUGUACGAGAUUCCGCAAGGGUUCAAAUGGAUGAAAAGGGAAUAUACAUUAGAAGGAAAAGAUGAUAAACUGCCUCAGAGACGCUUCGGAGACAAUUGUGAUCUUUUUGAAAGUGACGAAAAAAAUACUCGAUGCAAACACUACACACUACUCAAGGAUCGCAAUAUGCGAAAGGAGAUGAAAAAACUGUCAACCGAUGGAAAAGAUGUAAUAAAGAAGAUCAAUGGAGAAAUUAAAAAAAAAAAACUUACGCUGGAUGAUGUAUUCCACAUAUAUGAUACAUAUCAAAUGAUGAAACUCAACAAUAAGAAGCUGCCAGGAUGGGUUAUUCCACUGUUAUCGAAAAUGGAAAAAAUCGUUCAGUCCCAGCUGUUGAUGAGAGUGAAUCCAUUCCUUCAGUACUAUACAGGCACACUGUUAUUUAAGAUACUAAGCAAUAUGGUUGAAGAAAUAAUCCACUCGUUAACCCAUUCGCAAAGCGAGAAAACUGGAGAUGUGCCCGAUUGCGAAGGCAUUCAUCUACACGGCUCUGACGACGUGACUGUAACUGCGCUGGUAUGGGCGUUAGUUAAAGAUACGGAAUACAUGGCCUCUCCUGGCGACACAUUGAUGUUUGAAGCCAGUUCACAAGAUAUGACAUUUGAGUUGUUCCUGUACUCUCCCUUGAAGCCUGAUCCCAAGGAAAGGUUCAAACGAUUUCCAACGGAAAAACUUUGCAAUGAGGAUUCAUGUAGCGCAAAGGAUAUGAUAAACAAACUGAAGCCCGAUGGUUUAUAUCUAAAGCAGGAAGAAUGGGAAAAAAAAUGCAAAGUCAGCGUAAUCGAAUAUUUACGACUGAAAACUUUUCGAGACCGUUUUAUAUUUUUUUACAAUGCACCACUGCACGGGGGCGUCUUCCGCGAUCACAUUGUUGCGACGUUCCGCGAUCCCAUUGUUGCGACGUUCCACGAUCACAUUGUUGCGACGUUCCGCGAUCCCAUUGUUGCGACGUUCCGCGAUCCCAUUGUUGUGACGUUCCGCGAUCCCAGUCCUUAA
This is a messenger RNA of Macrosteles quadrilineatus (aster leafhopper), 1432 nucleotides long. RefSeq lists its product as uncharacterized. Lineage: Eukaryota; Metazoa; Arthropoda; Insecta; Hemiptera; Cicadellidae. The transcript has 9 exons. Bases 23 to 1432 code for a protein of 469 amino acids. The record is from RefSeq and is a predicted model, not a curated record.